AGUUAACAGAGCUUUCUCCAUCCAUUCCCUGAACACGGCUAGUACCUGCUGCUGUUGUUGACAGUGAUUAUCAUCAUGGAUGAAGAGGAUCACUACAACUUUGAUGAUGAAGCAGAGAAGAUACUGCAGAAGCCAUUGACUGAGGCUCAGAUCAAGUGUAAAAGCCGCUGUAUGCUGGCCACUGGUGAGACUGUCCCACUGGUCAAGUGUGAAGAUGACCAGUGUGGGUGUGGACAGUACCACUGUCCAUUCUGCCCCACAAGGCAGUUCAAGCCGACCACACCCACCAAGGUCAGGAGUCACCUGAUGUGUCACAUUAAAGCAGCUGUCAAAUAUGAAGGGAAGUUCAUCAUUCGCUGUCACACAGAAGGCUGUAAUCCUCCAGAGGAACGCCUGGGUCACUACCACUGUCCAGUGGAAACAUGUCCUUACUCCUUUGACAGGUCCAGAACAGUGAUGACCCAUCUCAAGAAAUUCCAUGACAUCAUUGUGGCCCCAGACGGGACAACCAAAAUGUUGGACCCGCGAAGAGGCGUUGUAUGGAGGAUAAAACAAAAGCUGUUGUGGAAAAAUAAUCUGGCAGCGAAGGAGAGGGCAAGCAAAGAGGCAGGGGGUGCGCCUCCUCGAGGGUCGACACCUCCACCGAAUGCUAUUUUGGAUGAUCUAGCUUUGAAAUGUUUUCAUGGGAAAUUAGAGGAGGAACUGGAAGAGGUAGAUGCUGGUGAUUAUAAUCCAAAAGCUAGGGAGGACAUGUACAGGAGAGCUGCCACAGGUGACCCAACCAAAGACUAUGAUGUGUAUGUCCUGCCGGAGCACAUUAAAAUCCCAGCAGGGGGCAUCACUGAGAGUAGGAAAAAUACUGAAGAUGGCAGUACUGAUCAGGAUGGGAUCAAAAAGGAGCAAGAAGACAUCUCAAACUUGGAUGGAUCACAAGAUGAAUCUCAAGUUGCAUCAAACAGUUCUGGCAGUGGGAUGACACCAAUACAGCUGUGGUGCAAAUCUGUCAGCAUAGUUGGUCCCGAGGACAAGUUUCCUGUGCGGCGCUGUAAGAGUCCCGGGUGUAACUGUGGUCUGUAUCACUGUCCCCUGUGUCCCAUAACACUGUAUAUACCAGGCACUAAGAGUAACCUUCACUACCACUACAAACAGCAUGGCAUAUAUGGAUAUGCAUAUGGAGACACAAUGAUCCUGAAGAGCCACAUAGAGCUGUGCACACCUAAUGGUCAGUCAAUGAAGGGACACGUCCACUGCCCUGUAGAUGGCUGCACUGUUGUCUCACAGUACAGACGAACCAUGGAGACCCAUCUGAGGCGCGUGCACCAGUCUGGUUUUCAGGUGGGGAAUACAGCCUCCGGAACACAGCAGGAUGAGGUUGUUCAGCCAUCUCCUUGCUUGUCAGGAAAUGCAUUCAAGAUACGUGCCUCUAAAGUUGAAAAGCUAUGUGACCAGAAGCCGGUACUGGUGAAGGACGUGAACCAGUUGCUGUCUAUGAUGAAGAAAUGUCGAGAUAAAGAGUGUGGUUGCUACGCCUACCACUGCCCCCUAUGUGCCACUUCACAAUUUAAACCCAACAAAUAUGCCAAGGUCAAAAGCCAUGUGCUUGUACACAUGAAAACUGCGGUCAAGUACAGAAAGAAGUACUUGGUUAAGGUGUACCAGCCUGGCUGUAAGGGGCAAUCCAUUGACCACUAUCACUGUCCAGUGUGUUCCAAAGCCAUUUGCAAAAAACAAAAACUACUGGAGCAUUUGUAUAACCAUAUAUUGGAAGGCAAACCAAGACCUGCACAGGUCUUCAGUACUGUUGCAGCAGUGGUGAGUCCAGAACUGUUAGACUUCAUCCCCGGGGACAAGGAGAUCUAUCUCCAGGAGGUGGCCGAGAGGACGAGAGUCAACCUGUACUACAACAAUGACUGGUGUGUGAUGCAGGGGAGUCUGGAGGCGGUCAGGGGCUGUCAGGACUUGCUGGCGAAGUUCACACAAGAUGGAGACUCGGAUCUGGAGGAGGAGACUGGUUAUCAGGAUACAGAAAUGAGUGUAGAUGGAAAUGAGAACCUGGAUGAUGCUGAUGAAGGUGAAGGUGAAGGUGAAGAAGAAGAAGAUGAUGAUGAUGAUGCCAUGAGCGAGUCUUUGACAUCAUUUCCUUCCAGCGUCAACACCACACCUUCAAAACCACCGCAAGGGGGCAGUGUGACCAUCAGCAAGACAACCCAUCCAGUAGUGACAUCUUUGCUAGCGCUGCAAGACAGCCCUGCAUCCAGCAGCAAGACAAACCAGUCCAGUGUAAACUGCUCUCCAAGGAGAAGUGGCAGGGUAAGCCAUGUCCAGGGAAAGUACAGGAGCCUGCUCUCAGAACCCACACACACCGAAAGCCCAGACAAAGUUGACCACACAUACCAGACUGUGAGCAAGACGGACAUCAGCCCUGAAAGGACGGAAAAAAAUAAAGCACAGAAAGCGGUAGAAGAGGUGGAAAGAAGCAGUGAGGCGACGCAUGAUAUGGAAGACUCAAGUAUGGGCCACUUAGAAGAGGAUCUGAGUCAGCUUGAAAGGGCUGUGGCCUCAGGGGCAUUAAUAGAGUCUCAAGCCACAGUGUCAGAAGUUCUCAGUAAAGCUAAUCCCAUCUUAAGCAUCGAGUCCCAGUCCAACGGGGAAGUGACGCUUUCUCUGAGACUGCCGCCUGUGGAGCACGUUAAACACGAAGUGAAGAAGAAGAGCAAGAACAGUAAACCGUGGGUGAAGGAGAGACAUAAAGCUGGUGGUCAUUACGAGUGCCCGACUUGUGGCCGUGUGUUUGCUAUGCCUCACUACCUUACAAGACACCUCAACAGGAAGAUUUGUGGAGAAGAGGGGAAGGAUAACGCCAAGUUUGGCCCCUGGACAAGGUGCAGUAUCUGUGGCCAGCAUGCAGAGAGAGAUCACCAUUACAAGUACCACGCAGAGAUGACUGUGACCUGUGCUGAAUGCGGGGAGUCCAUGACUCCCUUGAUGUACCAGGACCAUCUGAUGGAGACGGGGCAUAAUGGGUACAAUCGCUACCUGGCACCAGGGUCCGGACCCAGGGGAAAGAUGGUGUGCAGUUUGUGUGGUAACGUCUAUAAUAAGGCCAGCAUGAAUGAUCACAUCAAGCACAUCCACAUGGGCGUCAGGGACCACACGUGCAACCUCUGCGGAAAGAGUUUUCAGAACAAGUCCGUGUUAAAGAACCAUGUGGAAACGCACAAGGAGGCCGAGGCACGCGACAGGCCACAUAAAUGCCCCCACUGCCCUGCUGCGUUCUUCAAGCCGAUGGUGCUGGCCGAGCACAUCAACAGGCACACGGGAGACAGGCCCUUCAAGUGUGAUUUGUGCGAUAAAACUUUUGCGUACCGAACCGUCCUGCAGAAGCACAGGUUCACCCAUGGCCAGGCAGGCUCUCACCAGUGCGAUGUGUGCCACAGGAGAUACAGGAGCAAACACCACCUGCGGAAGCACAGGGUGAUGCAUGAUGGGAACAGGUACAGGUGCCCCUGCGGCAAAGUGUACACGAGGAAGAUGACGUAUUGGAAACACGGGAAGACGUGCCCCAUGUACAUGAAGAAGCCUCUGACUACGCCCACGCCCACAUCUAGUGCUUCGGUGGAUGUUAUUGAGGAAAGCGUGCCACCAGAGACGGAAGCCUCGACUGCAUCCAUCCUCAUAGAAGAGGUGGCAGUGAUGGAAGAGGCACAGAAGCAGGAGGGAAUUAGUGAGUUCAUGUGUGGACAUUGUUAUGAAAUUUUCCGAACUCUGGACGAGGCACAGGUUCACAUAGCCACUCAUGCCCAACCUGGUCAAGAAGUAGAGUUUGAAUCUGUGGACCAGGUGGUGACCUCAUAAUAUUGGUGAUGGACUCUCAAACACAGCAGGGACAGAAUGUACAGUUUGAGUCUAUGGACUUUGUGGUGACCAUGUAAUAUUUUGUUAUGGACUUUCAGGCACAACUAACAUAAUGUACAGAUUGAGUCUGUGGACCGUGUGGUGACAACGUAAUAUUUUGUUAUGGACUAUCAGGCGCAGCCGUAACAAAAUGUACAGAUUGAGUCUGUGGACCAGGUGGUGACCACUUAAUAUUGUGUUAUGGACUAUCAGGCACAGCUAGAACAGAUUGUUUACCAUUUGUAUUGUUUAUGUUAAACAAGCAUUGGUUUUUAAUAAUGUACAUAAAAUUCUGACAUGUUCAUACAGAUAUCACAUAAUACAAUGAUUAAGCAUGCCCAUCUAUGUCCAGUCCUGUAUUUACACUGCAUUAUCACUUUUUAAUUAUGAUGUGACUGUUGAAAUUGAAAGUUCGUUUUGCAUUUGCUUCAUAUAUAUUCAUUAUAUAAUUACACCGCAGUAAAUAAUAUAAAACAAUUGUCAACUUUGGCAUUCGGUCACUGUUGUUUUGCUGACCUCCAAAAAAAAUAUCACAAUUAUUUCAUAUUAUCAGAUUAUGGUUAUCAAGCAAAUAUUUCAUUUUGCUAAAAGAGAUUAUCCCUCUUUUUUUUCUUUAAGGUGUUUGUUGAAGAUAAAUUAUAAAUUUUUAUCUCUUCUGUUUUGUUGAAGUUGCUAUUUCAAGUGAAAUACACUGUUUAAUUCUAGUUAAGAUCUGGCCUUUGCAUUUCAUGCUUUUUUUUAACAGAUGCACUUCAUUAAUAGAGGCGCAACAAGUUAAAAUUACAUUCAG
Messenger RNA from Lingula anatina, 4684 nucleotides. RefSeq lists its product as uncharacterized. Gene Ontology annotation, cellular component: nucleus. The record is from RefSeq and is a predicted model, not a curated record. Gene Ontology annotation, molecular function: DNA-binding transcription factor activity, RNA polymerase II-specific. Gene Ontology annotation, biological process: regulation of transcription by RNA polymerase II. Lineage: Eukaryota; Metazoa; Brachiopoda; Lingulata; Lingulida; Lingulidae.